Molecule: messenger RNA, 696 nt
Organism: Phytophthora sojae
Lineage: Eukaryota; Oomycota; Peronosporomycetes; Peronosporales; Peronosporaceae
Exons: 2
Coding region: 1-696 (231 amino acids)
Source: RefSeq, a predicted model, not a curated record
AUGCCGGGCAAGCGCAAGAAGCCCCUCGUGGACUCGACUCCCGUCUACACCUAUCAAUGCGUCAAGAAGAAGCUCAAUCAGCUCUGCGACCUCGACUUCCUGAUCGACGAGAUCUGCACGAUGGCAUCGGAGCUCAAGCUAGUCGGCUUGCUGGGAUGGAAGAUUGCUGGCAUGCACCGUCAAUUCGGGCCCCAUGAGGCGCGCGAUGUGGAGACCAUCACCAUCAACAUGCUGGCUCUCCACUUUCGACGGUGGCUUCACCAGUACAUCCGAUUCCGCUACGCGAAGACGGGCAAGCUCCAAUUCGGCUAUAAGGCGAUGCGGAAGCUCGUUGCUGGCUACUAUCGUGUCAAGAAGGCCCCCCACCUCGGCGUCGAUGGCGCGGACACCGGCAAGGUGGUCUAUGUAUGGGGCGAACCAAGAUCCACUGCGGAGCGCGAGCUCCGCGACUGGCUUGGCUUCGUGCCCUGGGAGUGGCGCAUUCGCCAAAACCCGACGCACUUUAUCGUGAAGCUGUGCGGCAUGCUCCAGUGGAUGGAUGCAUUUGUCGAGAAGCACCCAAAGACGAAAGGCGCGUGUCUCUACUCCCUGCUUCCGUACUCCAGCUCCUUCGUCCCCGCACACGUGACGCUAAACAUUACGUCGCUGCAUCAAGUGUUCCGCCGGCUUUUCACGGACCCUGAACGACAGAUUUAA